Tarenaya hassleriana is the source of this 1949-nucleotide messenger RNA. Its product is annotated as RNA-binding protein 39. NCBI's taxonomy places the organism in Eukaryota, Viridiplantae, Streptophyta, Magnoliopsida, Brassicales, Cleomaceae. Gene Ontology annotation, cellular component: nucleus. The transcript is spliced from 14 exons. The record is from RefSeq and is a predicted model, not a curated record. Bases 103 to 1719 code for a protein of 538 amino acids. Gene Ontology annotation, biological process: mRNA processing. Gene Ontology annotation, molecular function: RNA binding.
ACUCUAGCUUCUGCAAUUCGAAACCCUAACAAAACCCUAAUUGAAGAAUUGGGCUUAUUGUCUUCGAUUCCCGUUUCGUCUAGUUCCCGGAAUUUGUGGGAAAUGGAAUUCGACGAGUACGAGUACCUGGAGAUGAUGGCGGGGGAGGAGCAACAGGAACGAGACGGUUCGAAGAGGAAGAAGGAAGAGAGCGGGAAUGAGAAGAUCGAGAGGACUUACAGGAAGAGAGAUGGAGAGAGGGAUGAGGAAGAGAGAGGGAGCAGUCGGAGCAAGAGAUCUCGUGGAGACGGCGAAGAGAACGGCGGUAGUAAGAAGGACAGGGAUAAGGAAAGACAUAGGAGCAGCCGAGACCGAGACCGGGACAAAGACCGUGAACGCGACCGGGACAGAGACCGUGAACGUGACCGUGACCGAGAGAAAGAGAAGGAGAGAGAUAAAGAAGGCUCGAAAGAGAAGGACAGGGAUCGAGAGAGGAGGGAAAGAGAACGGGAGAGAAGAAGCAGCAGUAGGUCUCGGAGGGAAGAGAGGGAACGCGAACCUGAACGAGAAAGCAGGAGGAGUAAGGACAAGAAAGAGACAGUGGAGCCUGAAGCCGAUCCAGAGAGAGAUCAAAGAACAGUUUUUGCAUACCAGAUGCCUCUAAAAGCUACCGAGAGAGACGUUUACGAAUUCUUCUCCAAAGUGGGCAAGGUGAGGGAUGUGCGAUUGAUCAUGGACAGAAAUUCAAGACGAUCCAAAGGAGUUGGGUAUAUUGAAUUUUAUGAUGUGAUGUCAGUUCCGAUGGCUAUAGCUAUGUCUGGGCAGCUGCUUCUUGGACAGCCUGUAAUGGUUAAACCGUCUGAAGCUGAAAAGAAUCUGGUUCAGUCUAAUACCAGUGCUGGGGUUGCAGGUGGUACUGGGCCUGUUGAUAGGAAAUUGUAUGUGGGGAACUUGCAUUUCAACAUGACUGAGCUGCAGCUUCGACAGAUCUUUGAGCCGUUUGGUCCCGUCGAGCUUAUUCAACUACCUCUUGACCUUGAAACUGGGCAAUGCAAAGGUUUUGGAUUUAUCCAGUUUGCCCAGCUUGAACAUGCAAAGGCUGCUCAAAAUGCCUUAAAUGGGAAACUGGAGAUUGCUGGGAGGACAAUCAAGGUUUCAUCUGUUACAGAUCAUGUCGGUACACAAGAUACUGCACCAAAAUCUGCAGACUUUGAUGAUGAUGACGGAGGUGGACUGUCUUUAAAUGCACAAUCAAGGGCUCUGCUUAUGCAGAAGCUGGAUCGUUCUGGUAUUGCAACAGGCAUUGCUGGCUCUCUUGGAAUACCAGCUCUUAAUGGCGCGGCUCCCAAUCAACCAGGCAUUAACCUUCCCAUAGGUGGGCAUCCUACCUUCCCCACAUCAAUUCUUCCGACAGCAGCUAUCCCUUCUCCAGCCAUUGAACCUGUCGGUCAGCCAAGUGAAUGCCUUCUGCUGAAGAAUAUGUUUGACCCUGCGACAGAGACGGAACCGGACUUUGAUCUUGAUAUCAAAGAGGAUGUUGAGGAAGAAUGCUCAAAGUAUGGCAGGGUGAAGCACAUCUACGUUGACAAGAAUAGUGCGGGUUUUGUAUAUCUGCGGUUUGAGACGGUGCAAGGAGCAGCAGGAGCUCAGCGUGCAAUGCACACGAGAUGGUUUGCUCGAAGGAUGAUCUCUGCUAUCUUCAUGUCACCUGACGAAUACGAAGCCAAAUUCAAUGCGUGAAGGAAGGAAGCCACCACAGCCUGGUGAUCUAAUGCCGGUACAUUUAAAUUUUUGUUUUUUUUUUUCUGGUAUUAUGAUUUGUAACCAAAACCAUGAGCAAAGCCAAAUCCUGCAUGUAAUGUCUGAAAACUCUUAGAUCGUUAAAAGAUCACACAUAUGAUUUAUGGGUUCUUUUCUUUUUCUUUUUUGUAUCAUUGAUGGGUGCCAUGUUAAUGUAAGAUUCCAGGACC